AUGUGUGGUUUUUUUUUUAUUUUAGCUUUCUUCACGUAUAAUGUAAAAAUAUUAUUUUCUCAGUUGGUGAUACUGAGUCUAGCUGCUUUGGCAGUGGCUGCACCUCGAACAGGCCAAGAAGUCCAAAUUUUGCGUUAUGAAAAUGAAAAUAUUGGUGUGGGUGGCUACAGAUACGCAUUUGAAACGUCAGAUGGCACGAGUCACCAGAGUCAGGGAGAGAUUAGAAACGAAGGUAGUGACAACGAGUACUUGGCUGUAUCCGGGUACUACACUUGGACCGCACCCAAUGGCAGGCAAUACAAAGUGAAAUACGUCGCUGAUGAUAACGGGUACCAACCGGAAGUAGAAGAAGCACCCGGAGCGCCAGGACCGAUUUUAGCAAUUUUGGUUCUGGUUGCUGCUGCCUCUGCUGCGCCGCAAGCCUACAACCCUCAGGAUGUUCAAAUCCUUCGGUAUGAUACUAACAACGAUGGACUGGGCACAUAUAAUUUCCUGUACGAGCUGAGCGAUAAGUCAUCACGUCAAGAGCAAGGAGAAUUGAAGAACGUCGGUACUGAUGAGGAAGCUCUGGUGAUGCGUGGCUCUUACACCUGGGUCGGUCCCGACGGCCUGGAAUAUAAAGUGACCUACGUCGCCGACGAAAACGGUUUCCAGCCCACCAUCGACCAGCCACCGGGCGGUGCUGUCCCCCCAGGUGUGGUUGCGUCCCUACUCGGUUAA
Chilo suppressalis (striped riceborer) is the source of this 720-nucleotide messenger RNA. The record is from the annotation of a GenBank genome assembly. NCBI's taxonomy places the organism in Eukaryota, Metazoa, Arthropoda, Insecta, Lepidoptera, Crambidae.